This is a messenger RNA of Cygnus atratus (black swan), 1931 nucleotides long. RefSeq names its product tubulin tyrosine ligase like 2 (gene TTLL2). Bases 276 to 1931 code for a protein of 551 amino acids. Gene Ontology annotation, molecular function: tubulin binding; tubulin-glutamic acid ligase activity. The record is from RefSeq and is a predicted model, not a curated record. The transcript has 4 exons. Lineage: Eukaryota; Metazoa; Chordata; Aves; Anseriformes; Anatidae. Gene Ontology annotation, cellular component: cilium. Gene Ontology annotation, biological process: protein polyglutamylation; microtubule cytoskeleton organization.
CCAUCAUUCCUGGGUGCCCCUCUGCAACAACACUAGGCUUGGUGAGACAAUUUCCGGCAAACUGCUCUCUGAACACCAGAGGAAGCAAAGAAAUCUCCGAGGAAAGAAAGUGAAAGCAAAGACAGCAAAGUUUUCCUGGGACCACCGUGACACCUCAUUAGGUUUGUGUGCAAGCUUAGCAGCAAACCCCCAACUUUGUGGGAUCUGAAACAAAGCACUGACUGUAAGAGACGCAGCAAGACUACUUUUCCUUUUGUGAUGUUUUAUCUAGUAAGAUGGAAGUGAUGGCAGAUGACUAUGAUACACGAGAUAUCUUGAAGCCUCUUGUGUUCCGUCUCCAUGAGAAUGCCCCUGCAAUAGUCCGUGAGGUUUUACUGGAACGUGGUUGGACUGAAUUUGAUCAAAAGGAGCAAGAUGACACAGACUGGAACUUGUACUGGCGGAACUCACCUUUUCGUAUGACAGACCACCACAGCAUCAAACCGUGGCAGAGACUCAACCACUACCCAGAAGCUGUCAGAAUAACCAGAAAAGACUAUUUGGCAAGGCAUCUGAAACGUAUGAAAGGAGCAUACGGAUCAGCUCUGUAUGAAUUUAGUCCAGUGGCAUUCAUUAUGCCCAAUGACUAUGUCAAAUUUAUAGCUGAAUACAGCAAGGAGAGACAGUCAGUAGGCAGAAGACCUAGCUACUGGAUUUGCAAGCCUGUGGAUCUCUCCCGUGGAAGGGGCAUACUCAUUUUCCAAGACAUUAAAGACUUGGUAUAUGACUGUACAGUCAUUGUGCAGAAGUACAUUAGCAACCCCUUACUCAUUUCAGGUUAUAAAUUGGAUCUUCGCCUCUAUGUGUGUGUCACCAGUUUUUGUCCCCUUACCAUUUACACUUACGAAGAAGGACUGGUGAGGUUUGCGACUGAGAAGUUUGACCUCGGUUCUCUGGACAAUGUCUAUGCCCACCUAACGAACACCAGCAUCAACAAAUAUGGAGCUUCCUAUAAAAAAUAUAAAGAAGGGAUUGGCUGUGGCUGCAAAUGGACAUUCAGCAAAUUUCGUUCUUACCUUCGAAUUUUUGGGGUCGAUGACUUGCUUCUGUGGCAGAAGAUCAAUAACAUAGUGAUUCUCACCUUGCUUGCUGUAACCCCUUUACCAGUGGCUUCCAAUUGCUUUGAGCUCUUUGGCUUUGACAUCCUGAUUGAUGACAAAUUCAAGCCGUGGCUUUUAGAAGUCAACUACAAUCCGGCCUUGUGCUUAGACUGUUCCAUUGAUGACACUGUGAAAAGACGACUUCUUCAUGAUAUUGUUGAACUGCUGAACUACAAGGAGAUUGACACUCUCAGGCAGAAUGAAAUGACUGGGUCAAAAGCUGUCAGAAGGCGGGUGCCCUGGAGAACAGUGGGUCUGAGCACCCCAGAGGAGGAUCCUGGCUUACUCACUCGCUGGAAAGUGGCUACAUCUAAUUCUGCUUCUCCAGUACAACCUGCCCUGCAGACUGCAAGAGGAUCAAUUCAUAAGGUGGCUUUCCUGACCAAGAAAACUGUCAGAGCACAUCCAAGGAAAACACUGACUUCCCAGCUGCGGGAAAAGAUGAACAGGCCAAAAACAUCCUCACAAGCAAAAACUGAAGAUAAAAAACUCCCAGCUGUACAUUACCCAUGCAGUUCUGCCCAGCUCAGUCACUGGUUACCUACACCCGAUUUCCGCAACUGCAAGAUAAGCACACAUCCCUAUUUCCUCUCAGAUAAAGACCAGAGGCCUAUCCGCCGGGUAGGAGACUUUGUCCUUAUUUUUCCUUUCAAUGAAGCUGCACUUCAAGCUUCAAGGGAUAGAACAGAUGUAAAGAGCAUCAUAAAGGAAAUAAACAAAUUAGUGAGCAAACAGUUGCUGUCAAAACAGCAGAAUACAAAGAAGGGGGUAGGCUAUUUAACUUCUGUUUAA